This is a messenger RNA of Branchiostoma belcheri (Belcher's lancelet), 11525 nucleotides long. RefSeq lists its product as uncharacterized. The record is from RefSeq and is a predicted model, not a curated record. NCBI's taxonomy places the organism in Eukaryota, Metazoa, Chordata, Leptocardii, Amphioxiformes, Branchiostomatidae. The coding region runs from base 1 to 10836 and encodes 3611 amino acids. The transcript has 5 exons.
AUGGACGUUGUAGAUCUAUCAGACAAAGACCCAGACUACACAAUGGAUGGCGACCAGAAAAACGGAGAAGUAGGUUCAGGAUGCAACAGUAGUGGUUCUAACGUGCUUCACAGGGAAUCGGAAGAUGAAACAGAUAUGCUGUUGUUAAUGGAGGUAUGGGAUGGAAGCCCAGAGGCUGCAGAGCCAUCCUCAAGCAGUCCAGGAGAAAGUGUUGCGUCUAGUGUGGAUGGAAGACAUGCAUGUGAAACACAACCUAGUGAUGUUAUAGGGACAUGCCAAACUGUGGAUGGAAGUAGCAGUACUCUAUCAGACUUGCAGCGUGACAAAGAUGGUGUAAGCAAAGUAAAAGGUUCCUAUACAGAGGGUAGUGAGAAAUCUUCAAAACAUGUAUCCCAAAAUUUCAGCACAAAAGGUGGAGGAUACAAAGAUAGCUCCUGCAAAUCUGGAACUUUGGAAAUGAUAAUAGACCUCACCGAAGAGGAAGAGAAACUAUCAGCGCCUGAUAAUGAAACACAAAGGUUGGUGUGUGGAGCAAGAGGCAAGAAUGAUCAUCAGGAAAGUAACAAGUCAAAGGAACAUGUACAUGUAGCCAAAAAGCGUAGCAUGAAAACAAGAAAACUUGAAGAUACUAGCUUGCACAAGUCUGGAGCUUUGGACAUAAUAGAUCUCACUGAAGAAGAAGAAGAACUUGAAGAAAAAGACAAACCCUUGGUAUCUGGGUAUACUGCACAAAGGGAUAUGCACGAAACAACAAGAGACAAGAAUCAUGAUUCAUCAACAAGUUCAGAGGUGUUCAGAAGUUCUGUGGAACAGUGUGAUUUGGAACAAGCGGGUCCUUGUAUGAUAGACCUGACUGGGUAUGAUGCAACACGUGACUUAGAUGAGGAGGUGGCAGUCAUCUUGGACAAAAGCUUGGAUCCUUCUAUGCAAAAUCCAACAUCAUCUUCUUGCCGUACUGGCUAUACAGUCACAAUCUCUACCAGUCAACCUAGAAUAACCAAACAAGACUCUUCCUUCCAUGCCAUCACAGAGGAUCCGGACACGAGAAGUGCGGCAGAUGCAGUGACUAGUAGUGGUUCAUUUGAUGAUGCAUCUUCCAGGGACACUGAUGCAUUUGUACGCACUCUCCUGUGCAGAGAGCCUGGCUUCGACAGCUCUAGUAGCAGCAGGUGUUCCAGUCCUGAAUGGGAAGAGCUCACAGCUUUAAAUGAAGGAGGAACGGUCAGCUUUAAAGAGACUACUCCCUGUUCCACAGAGCCAAGCAGUUAUACACCAGCUAUUGAAGAGCUAGAUUUAGGGCUCAACAACUAUCCUACACGUGUCAAUCCAUCAGCUUCACCCUACAUAAAUCCUGACAAAGACUUGGUCAAGGCCAACGAUACACAAUCUGAGAACAACAACAUGGAAAGAAGUGCCUCUCCUAGAUCUCUCUCAGGAGAAUCUACAAGUAAAGAAAAGGAUGAGAAGAAAUCUGGCUUACAAGCAUUACUGUCCUUAAGGAUAAGAGACAUAAUUUCACCUAUAAGUGUUUCCGACUCUGAUGAGACAGAAUCGACUGACAAACAGAACUUUCCAGACAACUCACCAACGGUACCCUGCAUAGUUGUGGAUGUAGAUACAGGCAAGGCCAAUAGCACUCAGGAAGAAGACAACAACCAGGAAAAAAUGGCCACCCCUGGACCUCAGCCCUCUGAAGAAACAAUGGAUAAUAUAGCAAAAAAUGGUAAAACAUCAGGUAUGGGGACAUUACUGUCCUUUGAAAUUGCAAACAAAGAUGCCAAAGAGACAGAAUCGACUGACAAGCAGAACAUGGCAGUCCAAAUUACAGUUCCGGGCAAGUGUUCUUACAACUCACCAACUUUACCCUGCUCAGAUCCAGAGGAAGACAAAGUCAACCGUACACAAGUGAGUGAAGAAGACAACCAAGAAAAGAUGGCCUCCCCUAGAUCUGGCCCCUCUGAAGAAUUGAUACAUACAAAAUCACGUAUACAGGCAUUGCUAUCCUUAAGGAUGGAAAACACGGGUGUUUUGGACUCCAAACAAGAUACAGAAUCCCCUGAGCAGCAGGACUGUUCUGGUACUGCUGCUCCAAAAGAUUCAAAAAAUGAAGAAUGCAGACAUCAGUCAUUGGAGCAAGAGGUGGCCUUAGUGCUGGCCAACAUUUGUGACAUAAUAAACAGCACCCUGGGAGAAGAAGGAUCCUUGGUGAGGCUAGACGAUACCUCACAGAAGCAUAAAGAAACUCAGUCUGGUUUGGAAGUACAAAACCACAAAGUUGAAACUGUUGAGCAACAGCCAUUGAAGACAGAGGUAGCCUUGGUGAGGCUAGAUGGUACCCCGCAGAAGCAUGAAGAAACUGAAUCUGGUUUGGAGGUACAACACCACAAAGAUGAGACAGUUGAGCAACAGCCAUUGGAGCAAGAGGUAGCCUUGGUGUUGACCAGCAUUUGUGACAGAGCAAACAGAUUGCCUGUGGAAGAAGGAUCCUCAAUGAGGCCAGACAAGAAGAAUGAAGAAACUGAGUCUGAUUUGGACAUACAACACCACAAAGAUGAAACAGUUGAGCAACAGGAAAACAUUGUAGGACGUCACAACCUACUGUCUCAUGUUGCUACAGAAAUAGAUAACAGUACAGGUGUGGAUAUCAUGGAGCUGUAUGAAGAUGGCACUGUUGCGUUUGAAGCCCAAUCACCAGGCAAAGAAAGCUCAACUAUAGUGAACAUUACACUUUCCCCUGUCCAGCCAAGAUCACCUAACAAACCACCUUGUAGUUCACAAUCAAAAGCUUUGUGUAAAACCAGUUCUGAUGUUUUUGAAGUUGAGAGUACAGAAGACAACAGAGUUGACAAGCAGUGUGCACCAACCAGUUGUUCUGAAACAACACCGUCAAAGGACAGGGGUAAUGGAGGUCAAAAUAAGGACACGGAAGAAGUUGAAAAGAUGGACCAAGGCCACGAUGAAAGAGUAGAACUACAAGAACAGGCAGUUACACAUGUGAGCAGUGGAAAUGAAAACAGCAAGGGAGAGAUUGAAAGCCAAAAACCAUCAAAACUACUACAAGAUGACAAAAGGAAAGCAGACGAGGCAAACAAGGAAGAAAGUAACAAUGCCUCAUGCAGUCAGACUCUUGGUAUGGAGCUACAGAGUGAAAACCCAAUAGACAGUUGUAAAGAACCAGGGGAAAAAGAUUCACAAGAAGUGAGAUGUACUUCAGAUUCCUCUCCAAAAGUUCAAAAGAUCAAAGACAACACAAAAGAGCCUUCCCAAAUUUCAAGCUGCAACAGUUCUGAAGAAAGAACAGAAGCUGAAAGCACAGGAACAGUAAGUGUUCAGUCUCCCCCUGAACUGAACAAGAAGAAACAGGAUGCCGUGCCUUUGAAGAAAAAUGUUGAGACUCCAACAAUUCAGAAGAUCAUAGAAGACCCUUCAGAAAUUGCUAGCAGCAACAGCUCUGAAGAACAAAUGGAAGCUGAAACUACAGGAACAGUAAAUGGUCAAAGUCAGUCUCCCCUUGAACAAAACCAGAAGAAGCAGGAGGCUGUGCUUUUGAAGGAAAAUGUUGAAAAUCCAGUUGAAGAGAAACAGGUAGAUAGCAUUGACUCAUCUUCAACAAUUCAGAUGAUCAUAGAAGCCCCAGAAGACUUUGCAAAAACAGCAAGCCACAACACCUUUGAAGAACAAAUGGAAUCUGAACCUACAGGAACAGUAAGUGUUCAGUCUCCCCCUGAACAGCACCAGAAGAAACAGGACACUGUGCCUUUGAUGGAAAAUGUUGAGACUGCAUUUGAAGAGGAACAAGACAACAGUGAUUCAUCUCCAACAAUUCAGACAAUCACAGAAGACUCUUCAAAAAUUGCAAGCUCUGAAGAAAGAAUGGAAGCUGAAAGCACAGGAACAGUAAGUGUUCAGUCUCCCCCUGAACAGCACCAGAAGAAACAGGACGCUGUGCCUUUGAAAGAAAAUGAAGAGGAACAAGACAACAGUGAAUCAUCACCAACAAUUCAGACGAUCAUAGAAGACUCUUCAAAAACUGCAAGUAACAACAGCUCAGUAGAAAGUAUGGCAGCUGAAAGCACAGAAACAGUAAGUGGUCAAGGUCAGUCUCCCCCUGAACAAAACCAGAAGAAACAGGACACUGUGCCUUUGAAGGAAAGUGUUGAAAAUGCAGUUGAAGAGAAACAGGUAGAUGGCAGUAAUUCAUCUCCAACAAUUCAAAUGAUCACACAAGACCCAGAAGACUUUGCAAAAACAGCCAGCCUCAACACCUUAGAAGAACAAAUAGAAGCUGAAACCACUGUGCCUUUGAAGGAAAAUGUUAAGACUACAGUUGAAGAGGAACAAGACAACAGUGAUCCAUCUCCAACAAUUCAGAUGAUCAUAGAAAACCCUUCAAAAAUUGCAAGUAACAACAGCUCAGUAGAAAGUAUGGCAGCUGAAAGCACAGAAACAGUAGGUAGUCAAGGUCAUUCUCCCCCUGAACAGCACCAGAAGCAACAAGACGCUGUGCCUUUGAAGGAAAAUGUUGAGACUGCAGUUGAAGUGGAACAGGUGGAUAACAGUGAUUCAACUCCAAUAAUUCAGACGGUCAUAGAAGACCCUCAAGACUUAGCAAAAACGGCAAGCCACAACAUCUUUGAAGAACAAAUGGAAGCUGAAAGCACAGGACAAGUAAGUGGUCAAGGUCAUUCUCCUAUAGAACAGAACCAGAAGGAAAAUGUUGAGACUGCAGUUGAAGUUGAAGAGGUAGAUAACAAUGACUCAUCUCCAACAAUUCAGACAAUUAAGGAAGACCCAGAAGACUUUGCAGAAACAGCAAGCCACAACAAAUUGUUCUUGGAAGAACAAAUGGAAGCUAAACCUACAGGAACAGUAAGUGGUCAGUCUCCCCCUGAACUGAACCAGAAGAAAAAGGACGCUGUACCUUUGAAGGAAAAUGUUGAGACUGCAUUUGAAGAGGAACAAGACAAUAGUGAAUCAUCACCAACAAUUCAGAUGAUCAUAGAUGACUCUUCAAAAGUUGCAAGCAACAACAGCUCUGAAGAAACUAUGGCAGCUGAAAGCACAGCAACAGUAGGUAGUCAAGGUCAGUCUCCCCCUGAACAGGACCAGAAGAAACAUGAGGCCAUGCCUUCAAAGGAAAAUGUUGAAAAUGCAGGUGAAAAGAAACAGGUAGAUGGCAGUGAUUCAACUCCAACAGUUCAAACGAUCAUAGAAGAUCCAGAACACUUUGCAAAAACAUUAAGCCACAACAGCUCUGAAGAACAAAUGGGAGCUGAAACUACAGAAACAGUAAGUGGUCAAAGUCAGUCUCACCUUGAACAGAACCAGGAGAAACGGGACGCUGUCCCUUCAAAGGAAACUGUUGAGACAGUCACAGCAGUUGUUGAAGAGGAUUUACAGAUAGACAACAGUGGCUCAUCCACCCUCAACUCACCACUCUGUAAAGACAUCGACUUCUCACAGCUGGACGACCUUUCCCCAAACUCCAGCAUUGGUGACGCCAUACUGGACUUUGUACAACAGGCAAACAUACAGGGGGUAUUAGGAGAAGAGGACAAAAACACAGAAAGAGAUCCUUCUCAGUGUGUAAAAGAAAACCAGGUCCAACAAUUGCCAGUAGAAUUUGAAUCCUGUGAUGCACAGAGUGACGCUAACUGCGGGGAGAAACAAAAACUCCAAGACAGCACAAGCGACAACUGUGGACUGAAUGAACUGAUGGAUGAAAUCAGCCAGUUGUGUGAGACUAGAGAUUGUACGCUCCUACAAGAAACAGAAGAACAAGGAAGCAAGGAACAACACAUGCAUACAGGCGCGAGACACUGUCCUGUAGUCAGUCAGACUUUUGAUACUGAAGAAAAGGAGGAGUCAUCAGAAAAAAGUGGCACACAGGGUCUCGAUGGGUUUGUGAGACGGGCUGACAACAUCAAUCAGAAUACAUGUGUUGAAUCAUCGGGUGAAGGUCAAAGGUCACUGGAUGGAAGGAGAGGAGAUGUCCAUGGUGCUACCAGCAACAGAAAAGAGAACAGUUCUGUCACCAUGGCAACAAGCCGUGGGUCCACGAUGGGCCAGGUGAGCCUGUGGGAGCUGAUGGAUCACCAGGGACCAUUCAUUAUCUACCCCAGCCAGGGAGGGGGAGGGGAGGGAGUCAUGUCAGCAGUCAGGAACCAGAGCACACAGCCUGCACCAGCCAGCACCACUACUGAUUCACCCACAGUCACACAAGGCAUGUCCGGGGUGGGAAAUGCAGUGUACUCAGCCCUAUCAGCAGUGAAUGCAGACUCCACAGGCGGCCAGCAAGACGAAGAUGAACCCACAACCAUGUUGGACCUGGACACGCACACGGUGACCACCAGUGGCGGCAUGGUCCUGAGAUCGGGACACGCUACGAAUGCCGACCAGUUUGUGGCCCCUAGGGCAACUGUGAAUGAAAACCCUAGUGCUCAACAAACAGAGAUCGAGAACACCACUCAAACUGGUAAUACCUCAGAGGGUAGCAAAGAUGGUGAAGGUGAAACUAAUGAGGACUGUCCGUCUGAACUUGACCUACAAGUUGGGGUCAUGACGAGGGCAAGGGCAAGGAGGCUGCAGCAGCUGCUAUUCCUGGAAGAAGCCGCAUCAGAAACGGCAACUUCCACGGUUUCUGCUCCAGUUCCGAUGACCUACAGUACAGACGGCCACCAAGCCAUGCAAACGGGGGAAAGGGAAGCCAUCGAGCCUGCAGUGCCUCCGGGAGGCAUGGAUGCAGUUGCCAUGGCAAUGAUGUGCAGCGGUCUGGAGGAUGACGCUCUGGAGGAUGUCGCAAGCGGGAGAGAGGCGGCACCUCAAGGUCUGUAUCUCAUGACGAGAGAAGACUUAGUGGAGGGCAGUGCUGCAGGCCAGAUCAUCCACUGUAUCCCCGGGGCAAACGUGACUCAGACCAUCAACAGGGCACACCCCGACCUCCUGCCCACCGUCAUCACAUCCAUGUCCAGUCUGGCCGGGCAUCACGUCACUUCACUCACCAUCCAGGAGCAGGAGUUUCUCUUCCUGGAGGAGAUUUCCUACAAGGUGUACAACCACACGGUGUCGUACGUCCUGAGCCGCUGCAACCUGCUCCAGAUCAGCAGGAUACGGUGUAAGGGGCAGUACCUGGAGUUCCUGCGGCCGUACUGCCACUUCAUUGACAGGAGGUCCAACCACUGCUACCUCAUCAGGACUGAGGAUGCAGAGCUGCUGCACCGCUCCUUCCUCAGGCUCAAGAAGAAGGAGAAGACACAGAAAACGGGAAAGAAGAAGAAAGGGAGCGUCUUGCCAAGGUGUGCUCAGUGUGGCCAUGAAGAACAACUGAGAAGACGAGGGAGGAAGAGACAGGCAGAAGCAACGGUGUCCGUCAACCCUGAGGAACAUCAGGCUGACAGAUUGCAGGAAGACGCAGCGGCAGCUGACAUACUCCAGAGUGACUUGGGACCUGACAACCUCUUUCCAAGGGGCAGAAUGGCUUCCAAUUCAUGGAACCCUACGUUGAUUGGAUUUCGUACGGAUGCUGCGUGUCAAACACAGGACUGCUCAACUGAGACGGGUGGACAAGGUCUCGAAAAGGAAUGCGAAGAGCCUCCAAGGAAACGGCACUGCAGCAGUGUGGUUGCCACAGCUUGUCAGACCACCGAAGAAAGUGAACAGUUAGAAACAGAGGAGAAGUGUUCUUUGAUGGAGCAACACUCCAGAGGAUUGGCUGCUAGUGAGGAGUCCUCUAGUUCAUCUGCUGAAGGACCAAGAAGCUCUUCAAGGAGAAGGCAUGAGUCCAGAUCAUCUGUGGUGACAAGCACUCAAAGCAUCAAUCUCUUAGCAGAAAGUAGUGCCGACCCUGACGAACAGAUGACAACCUUCUACAUCACCACCAAGGUGGUGGGAACACGCCUGCAGAAAGUCAACAUCUCUGUUCGUAACGACAAGGGAGAAGAGCUGGCUACCACGGAGCAAAGCAGGGACAGUGAGGGUGAACAGGUGAGCAGUGAGGAUCAGGGGUACUCGGAAACGAUCGAGGAGACACCAGUGAGCCCUGUGGAGGGACUGGGGAGUGGGCAAGAGUUGGAGUACAGUCAUGAAGUGGGGAAGGCAGAGGAAGUGACACACUCAGGGAUUUCGGAGUUCUGCUUGGAAGAGGAGCAAACUGAAGGGUGUACAACCAGCAGUGACUCUGGUGUCUCGACAAAAACAUUGGACAGCAUUGAGAAAUGCAACAGUUCCCUAGAACAAGAUGUUAGUCAGUUAGCUUUAUGUAUGGAGCAAUCUGAUCAAGGGAUCGCUGAAGGGUGUACAGCUAGCCAUGACUCUGGCGUCUCGACAAAAACAAUGGACUGUCUUAGCAUUGAGAAACACAGAAGUUCCCCAGUAUCAGAUGUCAUGAUCAGUCCAUCAGUUCCAAGUAUGAAGCAAGCUGAAGCUGAGGCUAUGAUUGAAGGGUGUACAGCUGACUGUGGCGGUGCAACAAAAACGAUGGCCAGCAACAGUUCCCUAGAGUCAGAUGCCAGUCCAUCACCAGUUCCAUGUAUGCACCAAGAUGAAGAAGCAUCUCGCAGAGCCGGUGAGGUACUUGAGUCAGAUGUCUGUAAGAAAAGGCAUGAUGCAUCGACAGGUGAUUUAGAGAAAGACGACAUUGAAGACGUAUUGAGCAUCAUGCAGGAAUCUGGUAUAACAGUUGCAGACAAGCGGAAGGAAGUCCUGUACAACACAAAAGAAGAAGCUGCGCAGGACAUGUGCUUGAAACUUGUGAUGGAGGAUUCAAAUGAUGUAGAAGAAACAGAAGAGGGUUUAGGAGAAGUCAUGAGUAUCAUGUACGAGAGUGGAAUCGACCUUGCAGCAAGUUCUGAGAUGGCAUUCAUGAAUGGGGAAGACACUUUGAAAGAGAAUUUUUUGUGUGCUAACAAAAGUGUGACCGAGCAGAGUACAUCAGAAAUCGACAUGGAAGAUGUUACAAGCAUCAUGGAAGAUUCUGGCAUUUCAAUGGCUGAGGACGUGAUGGCAGAGAGCUGUACGUAUCACAAAGCUGACACAAGAGGGACGACUGAAGCAGAAAGCAACCGAGAUGUAGCAACACUAGACCAGAACAAGAACAAAGUUGUCCCAUCAGAGAAAAACUUAGCCAAGAUAGACAAAACUAUUGAAGGUUAUUUAGAGAAAGAACAGAAUGUAGAAGAAGAACUGAUGAAGACAGCUGCAUGCCAAGAUGAUACAUGGAAGUGUCCUAAUCAGAACCAUGAAACAGUUGCGGUGGAAGAUCAAAGUGCAGAAAUUUUGUACACACAUCAGAAUGGGCCAAAACGUAUUGGGCAUCUUGUUGUUUUUGAUACUGAAGCCAUGCCGUCUUUGAGUCCAAUUCAAGCAAUUGUGGACAGAAAACUCUCUUACUCUGACACCAAAGCCAGCUGCCAUGAACCAUCUUCCAGCAAAGGAAGUGAGGCAUUGGACCAGGCUGUCGAAGAGAGUAAUCAGACAAUGGAAUGCAGCCCUCGUUCACUUAAGCCGACUUUGCACUCCCAAAGGGACAAGGAUGCAAAAUUACAUUCAGAAAGCAGUGGUCCUUCCUCUAUUACUCCUGUCCGUAUCCCCACAAGCAGCUCUCCCCAACCCUGUAUUCCUUCAGAAAACGUUAUGUCCAAGAGAAGCAAGUCAGGCUUGAUGCCAAACUGCUCGGUCUGCCUGUGGGACUGUUCUCCACUGCUGGUGUCCCACACAUCCAAAGGAGGAGCGUUCACGGGCUGGGGCUACCUGUACCCCCACUGGUGCUCCUCUCUCCGGGAUGACCCGUGUGUCUACUGCCCUGUCUGCAACGCUUUCUAUAACGUGAGUGCGUACCUCGGACACUUCCACGAGAAGCAGGGGCUGGUCGUGCACAGGGGCAGCUACGGGCUGCAGAUGGAGUCCAGGCAGGCGACUGGGGCACAGAAGAGGCAGUGGAAUGAUUUCGCCAAGAGGCACCCUGCAGCCAUUAAGGGUUGCGCGACGCCACAGAAGAGGCUACUGACAGCUACCCAGCGUAAUGUUGGGAAAUGUAGGAGGAAGAUAGCUGUCAGAUUUACGAAAGUGAAAGGUGGUAAAUGGACAGUGUCGUCCUCAAGCAAAGGAUGCACUGAGAAAGAUGUCUCAGAGGACAAGGCAUCAGGUACAGAGCAGCAACAUGAUAACUUUGCAGAGAACACUGCAGCACUUGCAGCAGAACAACGACCAGCAUCUUGCAGAACAAACCAAUCUGCAUCAGAAAACACUGCGGCAAUUGUUCAAGAACAGCAAACAGCAUCAUACAGAAGAAGCAAAUAUACUGCAGAAAGCACUGCAGCAGUUGCUGAAGAACAACAAACAGCAUCUUGCAGCACAAACAAGAAUGCUGCAGAAGACAACACAGCAGAUGUUGAAGAGCAGGAGACAGCAUCUUGCAGCACGAGCAAACAUAGUGCUACAGAAGACACUGCAGCAGUUGCUGAAAGUCUGCAAACAGCAUCUUGCAGCAGAAGAGAGUCUGUUGCAGCAGACACACAGGCAGCUUCAGUGGAUGCCAAUCAUGCUAAUGGCUUACCAGGACCCAUCAGCACUUCAGAAGAGAGCGGUCCAUCUGAAGGCAGCAGUAGCUUCUCAUCUGCAGUACCAAAGGGGAAACCAAGAGGUAAAAGGUCUGGUGGUCACCCAGGAGGCGGUCAGAAUGCAAAAAUAGCAAAGACAAGUUCAGACAAUGGAAAGAACUCUCCUGUGUUGGAUGGAAAGCCAAGAGGAAAGAGAACUGGGGGCAGACCGGGAGGCAACAAGACUUUGCCAAUCAGAGAAGGCAAAAGUAAAACAGAAGACAAAAAGUUCCGGCAAUAAUCAAGGGACAACUGUGAAUGAUCUUUGGAAAUUUUGUCCUAUAUAGGCCUUGUUUCUGACUUAUUUCUUUUCAUAUUCAAAGUGUGAGAUUAUAGAUCUAUAUCUAAGAGAGAUAUAUUUUGUUACAAAGAAGUAUUUUUUUAUGUUGAAAGUAGAGGUAGAACUGAACAUGCGGUCAUGUUUGUUGUCAGAUCAUCUCUGUAACAGAGCCCAUAGGUACAGUUUAUUGAAGAAGGAUCAUGCGCAUUACCAGGCUAUCAAAUUUUCACAUCUGCUUUUCUUUAAACACAGAAGACACUGCAGAAAGUGUAGGUCACAACAAUAAGCAAGUAUUGUUGCUAGUAGUGUAUUUUGUUUGGAUGUUUAGUUGUGCAUUUAAGAAAAGCAUCCAGGUAUAUUAAGGUUUUUCUUAUGGUAGAGUUAGGAUGGCAGCAAAGCUUUAAGAAGAAAAAAGUAUUGCAAGACAAUCUGAAGGAAGCAAAGGGAGGAUCAUGGACACUGAUGAGAUGUUGUGCUCAGAAGGAUUCUGCAUUGACUUAGGAACACCUGUAGGAUACCCACAACUCUGAGGAUGGAAUGCUGGUGAGAUACCCACAUUUUCAUAUAUAGCAACAAAAGAUCUGUUGAUAAAACAUGUAUGUGAGAUCUGAAAGAACUCUGUCAGGAUACCCAGACAUCCUGUUGUUUUA